Molecule: messenger RNA, 1428 nt
Organism: Cavenderia fasciculata
Lineage: Eukaryota; Evosea; Eumycetozoa; Acytosteliales; Cavenderiaceae
Exons: 2
Coding region: 1-1428 (475 amino acids)
Source: RefSeq, a predicted model, not a curated record
AUGACUGAUUCAUUAUUAAAUUUACCUAAUCUACCAUGGGUAAUACAAUCAGAGAUUAUUUAUGUACUAUGUAAUUAUAAAAAGAAUCAAGAUCAUAAACAAAUCAAACCAAGUGAUUUGUUUGAUGUGGCUGGUGUAUCGAGAGCUUGGAGACAAGCAACUAAAGCAUCGUCUAGUAUAUGUUGGUACGUCAACAUGGAUAUUUACUAUCUCCAAGACUACCGACUACACUCUGAGAACCCUCUCAGUCUAUUGUCGGGACUCAGUCAUACAGUGAAUGUAUCCAUCUUUUACCCAACAAGUGGUCGCACCAAGAGAAACAAAGAAUAUGCAGAUACUCAUCUCGAAUGGUUUAAAGAACAUAUCGUCAAUAGAAUUUCUCUUCUAUCUAUUGAUAAAGAAGAGACAUCAGAGUGGUUAGAUAUCUUUAAUUCAAGUCAAACGAUCACACAGUCUCUCAAAGAAAUGUCUAAAUUUAAUGAUAUCUAUUCGGUGCCACUCGAAUUGUAUCAUGGUUUGACAAAGGUGUAUCUAGAUUUCGCAAUGACUCCAUGUAAAGAGAUAUGUCGUGUAUUAAAGAGUUGUCAUAAUCUCUUGUCUCUUACUAUCGAUGUUACUGAAUGUCAAGAUCUCAAAGAUGCAGACAUGGUCAAGUUGUUUUCAAGUAUACCUCGCAAUAUUACCAAACUACGAUGGGGUAGUCAACAAUACAAACCACCGUAUAUCUCUCAUGUUCAACCUCUCCCAUUCCACCUAUUACCAAAGUCUAUUCAACACCUCUAUAUUUGGGAUCCUAGUCAAUGUACCAGAGAAUACAUUGAACAUGUACAAGCCAACUCUACAACAAUAUCAUCAAUCUCCCAAAGAGGUAUCUCUACCCAACAAUCGAUUGACUUUUUAUCAUCACCAUCGUCUACCAUCAAACGACUACACCUUUCACUCCAAGAACAAACACCAUUCUCAAUCACAGGAAAACCAUUGGUUCCAGCAUCACUAGAGAUUCUAAAACUCGAAGUUAAAAGAUACAUUGAUUUAUCGGAUCAAAUAGAUUGUAUUUUCAAGUCAAGCGGUCCAUUACCAAACCUCCAUACUAUUAUUGCCGAUCCACUCGAAUCCAGUCAAUCACUUCGAGUAAUUGAUUUUUAUGCAGUUUCCUUUACAACAUCUUUUGAUCAAGGUAUCGACUCUUUAUUGACAGCAAUUACCAAUAGUUCAUCGGUGGAAAGACUAUACUUUAGAAGGUCUCUGACCAACCCUAACUAUAUCGUUGACCUCAUCAAAAACUACAUACCAUCCAUCAAAUACAUGUCAUUGGCUUCAACCGUCCUUCAACAAAAUAAUGAUAUGAUUAUUUUCAAUUUAAAAAAUUGUCUUGAAAUUGAUCUCUCAUCAUAUAAUUUAAAAGGAAAGUUAAUUAAAGAAAUAUAA